This is a messenger RNA of Cheilinus undulatus (humphead wrasse), 4479 nucleotides long. RefSeq names its product protein shortage in chiasmata 1 ortholog. The coding region runs from base 1 to 4479 and encodes 1492 amino acids. The transcript is spliced from 27 exons. Gene Ontology annotation, biological process: resolution of meiotic recombination intermediates. Gene Ontology annotation, cellular component: condensed nuclear chromosome. Gene Ontology annotation, molecular function: single-stranded DNA binding; ATP hydrolysis activity. The record is from RefSeq and is a predicted model, not a curated record. Lineage: Eukaryota; Metazoa; Chordata; Actinopteri; Labriformes; Labridae.
AUGGACAGCUGUUUUCCUGCUCCGAUAUUCUCUGCUAACAGAUUUAAAGCUCUCAACUACAUUUUUGAGAUCAACACUAGUUUGAAAGUAAUGAGGAACCUUCUGGCUCUACCAGCUCCUUAUGUUGCCGAUAGCACUGACCAGUACCCUCACAGUGGUAAACUGCCUGAUGUCACUUACAGGAUGCCAUGGAUCAGGGGAAAGGUGAUUUCUACCUGCAAACUCUUUGUCAGUGGUUCAGUGCUGGAUGACCUGAGAGAAAAAAUGCAACCAGUGAAUUCACUUGAAAGGUUUAAUGUGACUCCAAGUGAGUUGAAAGGGGAUGUGGAGGUGAUACCCAGCUCUAAUCCCGACUCCCUGACAGAUCUAGACCUGGAUGAGUUUGUUUGCCUGAAUGAGUCAUGGAUCGAUGAUCCAUGUCAGGAGUCAUUUAAGAAGUGCACUACAGACCAGAUGAAAACUGAAAAUGACAAAGAUCUUCUCCUGCCGGAAGUGCUCUUGGUUGUGAAUUACCUGCCACAAUUUAAGAGACAUUUGCCCACAUUAAAGGCCAAGCUCUCCCGACUGAGGACUCUACCUGUGGCUGACCCUCUGCUUAGCUCAACAGGUCAAACUAUAUCUGAGGACACCAUAUUCAGACACUGUACACCUUAUGAAAAACCUCCUGACAUAAACACUCCUGACAAUGAGACGUGUGCACACAUUCUCGAAGAGUUUGGUAAAGAAUCACUAAUGCAGGAAAAGUCCCUGAUGAUGCCAGUUGUAUUUGACACACUGAAACUGUGCCAAGAACACUACACUAAGUUUUCAAGCAUCUGUGUUCAUAUGAACGUUGGCCCUGAACAUCUGGAUGAGCAAUCUUCAGUCUUAGAGGAACUUUGUAAAGGAACCCUUUCAGAUGUCCCAGCAUCUGUGGAAAUUUCCAACUUUGAAGAACCAGAGCAGUCCAGCAGAAAUUUUGAGAUAAGCAAAGGUCUCACAGAGCCAGAUUUAGCAGGCCGUUUGAUGCUUCCUACUGAACUGGAGCUAGAUGUCACUUUUACUGCAACUCCAGACCGGACCAAUCAAACCCAGAUCUGUCUGUCUACAUGUGAACUCAAGAGGCAGGAACUGUCCCCACUCUGCAAACGGUCUUUGUUGUCAGCUGGAGCUCAAAAAGAGAUGAAGGUGGCACUUUGGAAGGCAGAGAAACAUCCAACCUUUGUGGUGGGCUUUCUGUUGACAGAGCCCCAUAGUGAUGAACCUGCUGUCAUUUACCAGCCUCUGUCUGAGGCCUUGAAAGUCAUGAAGUUAGAAAAUCAAAGUAUUAUCAGUGCUGGUGACAAACUGCUGUCAGAGAUGAGUACAGAAGAGUCACAGGUGAAUCUGUACAGCUAUCGUGAGUUUACAGAGAGUAUCAGGUCUGAGUUUCCUUCCAAAGAGCAAGAGGAGACGGAGGAUUUCCAAAGACUGUCACUUGAACAUGUGGAGCUCACAGAAACAUUCAGCCUGAUCAUCCCAACUAAAAAAUCACCUCAUGUCAAGAAAUCUGAAACAGCUCCUCUUCAGACUGAAGUUACUGCAGACUUCAGCCUUCAAAGAGAUUCAAUGACCUAUACUUCACAGAACACCUUUUUGUUGCAGCCUGUCAACAGAGAUAAUAAAGAGGUUAAACAUGCAGCUAACUACAACACCAAAGAUCAACAAGAAAGGCUCUCCGAGGUUUCAACCAUGUCUUCAGCUCAUAAGAGUAGCAUCAAUAUAGUGAGUGAUGACUUUAAGAUAGAGCAGAGCACCCACACCCUUCAGCAGGCAGCUUCCCCCAGACUGAACCUCAGGGACAAUCCCAGAGGUCCAUCAGCUACGAGACGUCCCCCUGAGAAGGACUCAGACCCGCUGUACGCAUUCAUGACGCUCAGAUCUCAGCAGACAGCUCCAGCUGUUGGAGCGACUCAGAACUCAGUCAACACUUCAGCACCAAAGGCAGAGAAACAAACCUCACCUAAACUGCACCCUCUUCUAGAGCCAGAGCAGAUAUCAGACAGAAGGCCAAUGCACAUGUACAGGGCUGUGUCAGGAAAUGCUAGCAGAGGGCAGAAAGCAGCUUUUGAGUCAACAAGUCAACACAUCAAUCAUCCCUUCAGUCAGGAGAACAGAGUAAUACCUGUUCAAGCUACAGACAGCCAGCAGCAUGCCUACUUGGAGCUGCUUGCCUUCACUCAGCCAUGUUUGAGCUCAGCCAGGCAGCUGGGACUUAACGUCCCAGCAGGGGGGGACUUCAGAUGGCUGGCCCCUGACCAAACCCACUUCCUCCUUAAGCAGCAGGAGAAGGCGCUCCACAGGACACACGUACAGAACACAGAGCUGGUCAGAGAUCAGGAUCUUCUGUUUAACAAGGCAGCUCUGAUUCAUGCACUGGUGAUGUGCAAGGAGCUGCUACUGAAGUGUAACCUCAGUACUGCACUGGACUACCUUACCCAGGCAGCUGAGACAUGUGCAGAGCAGAAUCUGCAGCAGCUGGUUAAGAGGCUACAGAUUAUCCUUCAUCUCAGUCAUAACAAUAAGGAGCCAAACCUGAAACUGCUGGAACUGCAGCAGCUGCUGGCUGAAUGGCUGCACGACAGGAAAGAACAGAAAACCAUGAACAAAAUUCUUGUCAUGAUGUCAAUUGACUCUGAUGAACACAGAUCUACAAUAAUCAGCAGCUUGAGCCACGCUCCAAGUGCAGCUGUGACUGCAGUUCUCCCUGAGGAGAAGAAGAAGAAGCUCAAUGGUGCCCAGGUUAUCAGCAGCAUGCACGAGAGUGUGUGUGUCGUGGUGUAUGAGCAACAUGUGGGCCCCGAUUUCCCCUGGAAGUGCUUCUCCCUGGUGGUGGAAUAUGACCAUCCAGGCCAGUCACCGUGGGAAACAGUGUGCAGAGAAAGGGGAAUCAGUCACCUGACUUUCAACACAAUCAUCUCUCACACUGAGGACACAGAAGCAGCCUUGUGGCGCCUGGAGGACAACCUGUCAUAUGUGUUGUUUGUGACUGAGAGGCUUCUCAACUGUCCACUUUUGCUGCAGACCCUCGAAUCAGGGUUUAAUAUAACUGUGCUGGAGAGGAGCCACUGUCCCUCCUUACAGAUGCUUGGAGGGACCCAUCAGUACGCUGUGAUCACUGUGAAUGAAAGCACUGCCAUCGUCAUUCAGGAGGAGGAUGAGCUCUGUCAGGAGCGAGCCAGUGAGCGGGUAGUGAUGCGAUUGACCGCUCUGUCUCUGCAGUACAAUUGCUGCUGGCUCAUCCUGCACUGCCCAGACAGUCCGGGAGGAGGAUUUUCCAGUGAAGCCUUCAGUAACUUGGUGUUAGUUUAUUCCUCUCUGGUCUUGUUCAGUAUGAAGUCAGAGGAUCUAGAUGUGAAGGUGCUGAUUGUGUCUGAGGUGGUGGAAGUGGCUAAAUGGAUCAGCCAGAUCUGCUUCCACAGCCUGAUGGCCAGUGACAGGGACCCUGCUGAAUACCUGAGCAAAGACUGGCUGACUGUGAUCCCCUCAGAGGAAGAAAAGUGUUUGUGUCAGUUUCCGUGUAUUAAUCCUCUCGUCAGUCAGUUGAUGCUUAGUAGAGCACCAACCUUUCAGUGGCUCCUGGGGGCCCCUCUGUCUCAGCUGCAAGAGCUGCUCCCUGAGGUGCCGCAUAAAGUCCUCAAGCUGUUCAGUGAAACCUCCUCCCUGUACACAACCACAGAACUAAAUCAGGUAGUCAUCACUGAGUCAAACCAACAAACCAGACCCCCAAACAGCCCCUGGACCACCACCUCUGGCCCCGGGCAAGUAAACUGUGAUCCACUGCCAAGAACCCCCAUUAGCCCCUAUCUAGAUUUUCCCUGUAGGGACAACCGCUUCCAGUUCAGUGUAGAUGGGGGCUUCUGUGAACUGGACUCAGACUUAUCAAGGCAGAAUGGGAACUCAGAUUUCAGACUCAACCUAAGUUCCUCCUUUAGCAGCCCUGAAGUUCACCUCCAGGAGAGAUGGAGAAGCAGAGAUCCAUGGAGAGAGGAGGAUAGAGGCUGGAUGGAGGUGGAGUUUUCAGGCUGGAGAGGCAGAGCUGGAGCAGUAGGGAAAGCUGUAGAGAGAGCUAAUGACAAGUGGACCCCAACAAAGCCGGGUGGUCUUUUUAACCUGAGCUCUGUGUUGGAGUACAGCCCGGCCAUGCAGCAGCCUGUGGCUGGACACGUAGCCACUUACUCUAUGGUCUACCACAGCCUCCAGGAUCCCAGCAGCCACUGCAAGUUGUACCCGCCUGCAGAGGCUACAAUUUGGGGUCAAAGCAGCUUUGCCAACAGUGGAGAAAUGACGACAGCAUCAGCUAACUACGGCUCUAGAUGCUGGUUAGGACAAGAGAGGAAGAGGAGCAGCGAGGUGGCAGGUUUAGUGGGAACAGUGAUGACUCCGCUAAAGAAAGGAAGACUAAGCUAUGAGAAGGUUCCUGGCAGAAGUGACGGACAGACGAGGUUAAAAUUAUUUUAG